Messenger RNA from Patella vulgata (common limpet), 2193 nucleotides. RefSeq names its product ER lumen protein-retaining receptor 2. Gene Ontology annotation, molecular function: ER lumen protein retrieval receptor activity. The record is from RefSeq and is a predicted model, not a curated record. NCBI's taxonomy places the organism in Eukaryota, Metazoa, Mollusca, Gastropoda, Patellidae. The transcript has 5 exons. Gene Ontology annotation, cellular component: endoplasmic reticulum; membrane; cis-Golgi network. The coding region runs from base 74 to 769 and encodes 231 amino acids. Gene Ontology annotation, biological process: endoplasmic reticulum to Golgi vesicle-mediated transport; protein retention in ER lumen.
ACAAUCCGCAGCGCGCCACGUCCGCAGCCGCCAUUAAACUGAAACGUGAGAGAGAAGAAGCAGACGCAUCAACAUGAAUAUCUUUCGGCUUGUCGGGGACAUGUCCCAUCUUUUAGCUAUAAUAAUUCUUUUGCUAAAGAUGUGGAAAACCCGAUCAUGUGCAGGUAUCUCAGGGAAAACACAAAUUCUGUUUGCAUUAGUUUUUACAACAAGAUAUCUGGAUUUAUUUACAAGUUUUAUCUCUCUGUACAAUACAACUAUGAAGCUAUUCUUCAUCACCUCAAGUUAUUUCACAGUUUUCUUGAUGUAUUCUAAAUUCCGAGCCACAUAUGACAGUAACCACGAUUCUUUCCGUAUGGAGUUCCUGGUUGUUCCUGUGGGUGGUUUGGCUUUCUUAGUUAACCAUGAAUUUUUGCCCCUUGAGAUUUUAUGGACAUUUUCUAUCUAUUUAGAAUCUGUAGCCAUUUUACCACAAUUGUUUAUGGUUAGCAAAACUGGUGAAGCUGAAACUAUAACCAGUCAUUAUCUAUUUGCCCUAGGAUCCUACAGAUUGCUAUAUAUAUUCAACUGGGUAUAUAGAUAUUAUUUUGAAGGCUUUUUUGAUUUGAUAGCCGUUGUAGCUGGUUGCGUACAAACCAUUUUGUAUUGUGAUUUCUUCUAUUUAUACAUUACGAAAGGUAAAUUCAAAGAAAUUGCUCUAAUGGAAGUCAGUGUUGAAGGGAAAGAAACUCAGUCUACCGGCCUAAAGGUGGGACUUCUUCAUGUUUAAAGAGUAGGAAAAUGAACAUAUGUAAAGUCUUUUGUUUAUGAGGGAUAACACUGAUGAAUGGAAUGGAUAACUGUGACUGUUUAUGAUCAACUGACCUAUUGGUCAAAGUUUUGUGUCAAAAUAUUCAACAUAUUGUAAAAAUGCAGUUUUGUAUCUGAGCUGUGUCAUCAUCUCAUGUUAUUUCUAAGAGUGAAAUAAAUUUUUAUUCAUAGAAAUGUUAACCAUGUACAUAUCUUUAAUUUUAUUUUUUGGGGAUAAUGUGGAAAGAAAUAUUGAUGGGAUCAAAAUGAGAUUAUUAUAAAGCAUAAAAUAAUAAAGUUAAAUGUUUUGUUUCCCUUAAAUUCGUCUCCAAUAUAAGUGGUCAAAUAUAUACUUUUAUUAAAUGCCAGUGUAUUGACUAGCUAUGUUGAUAGAUCCAAGUGUUUACAUAAGAUAUUUUAAUUUCUAAAUAGCUAGUCUUAAGCUUAAGUGCCUACUGUAUACCAAAAUUGUUUUUUAACAAUGUAUUUCUUGUUUUCAAGUCCCUCAAUUUUGGAUGUUACAGAUUAUUUUUGGGUAUAACUGUUCCAUUUUAUUCAUUUGAUUGUUUUAUGGAUGAAAGUUGUAUACAUUAAUUAUUGCACUGAAAAUUUGGGAAAAUAAACCGUAGCUAUAAAAUUAUGUUAAAUGCUAAUGUUAAAUUUCUGUUAUUUUUUUUAUAUGUUUAAAUUAAAGUUAUUUUAGAUUUUAAACAAGGGUUGAGAUACAAAAAAUUCUGCUAGUAUAGAAACUCAGUCUGGUUUUAUGUUGAUCAGGGAUUUUCCAUGUUGACGUGCUGCGAGCUUAAAUACAUGAGGCGAUAUUCGACAAGAUCAUUUGUCUAUCAAAAUAUCAGGAUGGCCGAUGGGUAUUGGUACAAUCGAUCCAGAGAGUUGACUAGUCUGUUAUUAAAGUGAUGUUUUUAUGUGUGUAAAUCUCUUUAUUUAAAAGAAACCUAGGAAGAUUAGUAUCUAACAAUAUACAACAUGGACUUUAUAGGAAUUCAACAAAAUUGUAUAUGAAUUUUUACUUUGGUGUACCUUUUACCAUCUUUAAAAUUGUAUAUUUUUUCCAAAUGAAUAUCAGAAAUACAGAUCCCUUUAUUUCAUUUAUGUAUAUAAUUUAUUUACAGCAUUGAGGUGAACUGUAUAAAUCUAUAUUAACAAUACAAUAAAAAUAUAUUUCAAGUAUUAAAAAUACAUGAAAAUAUAUUUCAAAUCACCCUCAUUUUACUAUGAACACUAUUUCAUAUCCAUGAAAAUUAUUUAAUUUGAAUUGCAUGCAUGUCUUUGUUCUUUCUUGUCUUGCAUGACAAUUUGGGAAAACAUGAUUCGUGUAAAUUCCCCAAAUCAUGUUUCUGUUUGUAAAAUAUAUCUCUUGAAAACAAUAAAAUGCAUACAAAUAUA